AAGGUUCGUCCUCGCGCGUCGUUUUUGCGCUCCGCACUACUCUCGCACACGAAUCGAGGCUCGAGCCGCGAGCAUCGUCAUACGAACCGUAUAGUGCAGUGUCUGUGUGUAUGAAUACGUGAUUUCGCGCGCCAAAGACGACGACGAGUGUGUGCGAAGCUCGUGUUUUCAGUGCCAGACAAGCAAGCUCUUCCACGAGCCACGAAAGAAUAAUAGUCGCGAGUUGAGUGAAAAACGUCGGGAAAGUCAGUUGUGUGCGGAACUGCUGCAGUGCGAGCUUUCGCGAGGUUGACAGAGAGUCUCGCCAAUGUGGGCUUUUACUACUGCAGAGAUUGUCGUAGCCGCUGCUGCUGGCAGUGCAAAGUUCGAUGCGGCGCCGCCGAGGCUCGAGUAGCGUCAGUGCGACGGAUAACAAGCGCUCCUGACCCCCGAUCGCUCCUCGGCGCUCCUCGUGCGGUACGUGCUGCUGCUCGCAGGAGCUUGUAAGCUCGAGCCCGAGAACAACACAAGGCAGUGGGCGCGAUUAUCGUCUGCACGAGACGAAUUAUAAAUAAUAAUAGAGAAAAGCUGCGCACCUGUAGCAGUGUACGUGCUGUGUGUCUAUGUGCGAGUGCAGCCCACCGCGUGUGCAGCAGUAGCAGCAGCAGCAGCAGUGCAGUGAAAAGGUCACUGCGCAUUGGCGCCCAACCGGACGAGCAAGUGCAACUACCGGGAUCAAUGGCCCAUUGUGUGUUGUUGUGCCGCUACAAUACUGCCGCCCCCAAUUAGUCGAUUAACACCAGUUUCACUCUCUCUCUUCCUUAUGUACGUGUCCUAGUGUCCGCAGUGCAUAUCCAUAUAUGUGUAUAUUUAUAAUACAUAUCGACGUACCUAUGUGUCAGUGUUUAGUGUCCGAAUUCAUCAGAGUCCGAUGGUACAUGAUCAGUGUCGAUGGUCAGUAGCACGUUAAACACUGUGACCGUUGAACCGCACGAGCACUAUAUAUAAAUUUUCGAUUUAAUUUGUGGUUUUUCAAGUUCUGUUGUUGUUGAGUUUGUUGGUGCGGCCGUUUUUUUGUUUGCGUUGCGUUAUUUUUUCGUUCUACGUUCUACGUUCGUUAUACAUUUUGCCGCGAGUUCUGGUGGUGUCGAUACUCUCGUCUGCGAUAUUGUGAAAUAGUGCAUGGUUUCACGUGCUUUUUGUUUGCCUCCGCGCGCCUCCACUCCUGCAGCAGCGACACAUCCACGUAUAUGGGAUAUACGGUUGUCGUUGCCGGGGUCGAGCUCGCAUCGACUGCUACUACUGCAUCGUCGUCAACGCUGGUAAAGUGCAGUGCUGCGCGUGUUGUUGUGUCGUCGUUGGCAUUAGUCGGGGCAACAGCAGCAUCCGACGACAAAGUGGAGCUGUAUCGUCAUCGACGCUCUUGUGCUGUUGUUGUUGCUGCAGCGACAGCGGCAUGCUACCCGUGCCACUACUGCUCUCCAUUGCUCCGAUGAAAAGACGGAAAAGCAAAUCAAUGAUCCAGCCAACGAAGACCGAGAGGAGAACGACGAAGACGAUAAUGACAAACAGAAACUGGCCACCGGCUGCGUUGCUGCUGACGCUGAUACUGAUGCUGCUGGACAAAAGCAUGGCAGCGCCCGAAGCAGCUCGACACAGAUCGGCCGCCGCCACGGGCAUCGGAGUGGAUGUGCCGGCGCCGGUUCCCAUUGGCACGACCGAGACGCUCUUCCAGCACUUCGCCAUCGAGCCGAUGGACCAGACAGCCGUCAUCGGGAGCAAAGUCACGCUGCCCUGUCGAGUAGUCAACCAAAGGGGACCCAUACAGUGGACGAAGGAUGACUUUGGCUUAGGUUCGGUGAGGAACCUUACGGGCUACGAGAGAUACGCCAUGAUUGGUAGCGACGAAGAGGGUGACUUUUCGCUACGCAUCUAUCCAGUGGAGCUGGAAGACGACGGUGUGUACCAGUGCCAAGCGUCACCGACGAACGACGGCCAGCCGGGCCUGCGCUCGCGUUUCGCGCGUCUGAGCGUGCUGGUGCCGCCUCAGAAACCAAAAAUCACCCAGGGUAAAAAGCUCAUUACUACCGAGGACAAGAAACUCGUGCUCGAGUGCAUCAGUGUGGCGGGAAAACCACCAGCAGAGAUAACGUGGAUCGACGGCCUGGGCACGGUACUGCAGGAAGGCAUCGAGACCCAGCACUUGCAGCACGAGGACGGGCCUUUAUACACGGUCAAAUCGAUCCUGACGGUGACGCCGCGCAAGGAGCACGAUAACACCACCUUCACUUGUCAGAGUCAGAAUGCGGCUGAUCGUACGCCGCAGAAUGCCAAGCUGCUCGUCGAGGUCCGUUACGCGCCAAAGGUUUCGUUGAAGAUUCAUCCGGGUCUCGGAGUGAACGAGAGGAUACGAGAAGGAUCGGAACUACGAUUCAAGUGUCGUACAGAAGCCAAUCCACCGAAAAUGGAGUACAAAUGGUUCAUCAACGACAAACAAGUCGUCGGGGACUUCACGACGGAGAUGGUGAUCCACAACGUGACGCGCGACUACCACGACGCCAUCGUCAAGUGCGAGGUGACCAACGACGUCGGCAAGAGCGAGGAGACCAAGACGCUCGACGUCACCUAUGGACCACAAUUCCGGCACUCGCCCGUCUCGGUGCAGUCGCACUACGGGGCGACCGAAGUUUUGCAGUGCGACGUCGACGGCAAUCCACAGCCCGACGUUUACUGGACCUUCGAGGACAACAACAGGGUAAUGGCUACGUCGUCGAACGUCAGUGUGAUCGUCAGGCCCGAGACCGCCGGGCGUUACUACUGCCACGCCAGGGUGCCGGGCUUCCCCGAGCUCACCGGCUCGGCCAACAUCUUCAUCAGGGCGCCUCCGACCAUCGUCUCGCAGAGGACGCAGUACGUUCCCGACGAGGGACUCGUCAAGGUUCAAUGCAUCGCCAUAUCGGUGCCCAAAGCCGACUCGGUCAUCUGGAAUUUCGCCGGCAGGGAGCUGAAUUUUUCCUCGAACAAUACGCCCUUCUACAGGCACGAGGAGUACGAGCCGGAACGAGUAGUCAGUACGCUGACUCUGUUGGAUCCAGCCUCGAUCUAUUUCGGCGAUUACAAUUGCACGGUCCGCAACGCCUAUGGCAACGACUCGGCCAUAAUCAAGCUCACGACUCACGCUUUGAUUCCAGUUAACUGGCAGCUCAUCCUCAUCGUCGGCGGCCUCGUGGUCUGUCUCGUCAUGAUCGGCGUCAUCGUCGUGCUGAUCAUGCACUGCCGAGACCGCAGCAGCAAGCAACCGCCGCCCAAAGCCGCCCAGGCCCACGUGCCCGAUAUGCGCGAAACGGAGUCGAACGGGGACCGAUAUCGCGAGAGCGACCGCAGCAGCAAUCUGUCGGACGUGAAAGCCGACAUAAGAGCGGGCUCGAGCGUGAGCAACGCCGAGAGCGUGACGGCCCUCGACAGCGAGGGCGAGGGCUCGACGCGUGGCAUGACGUCUCUGGCUCUCGCCGGGCCCGUGCCCAAUCCCAUCGGCGGCUUCCGCUACAGCGCCGAGUACACCGAGCCCUCCUUCCCGCCAAAGAGCCACGACGGCAGCAACAACAACGGCUACGUGUCUUACCUGGAUUAUUCGCGCGACUACAUGCCGCCCCAGAGCCAAGUGGCGCCGAGCAUGGGGGCGUCGCGCGAGUCCCUCAGCAGACUCGCCAUCACGCAUCAGGGCUUGCACAACAGCACCAAGAAGAUCAAUCUCAGCUCGGCUAAUUUGGCGCCGAACUCGCCCCAGGGCACGCCCAGUAUCGAUCCCAGAUACUCGGCUAAUUACGGCAAUCCUUAUCUCAGAAUGUCAGCGGCUGAACAGCUGCGACACGCGCCACAUACAGCGAUACCGGCAGUCACGCCGGCGCCACCGCCCUAUACCCCGGCUAUGCGCAUGAAUAACCUGAAUGCACUCAACGGCGGAGCUGGACCUCAGUCGUUAUUGUACGUACAGUCGCCCCUGUCAGCGGCGCACUACAUCACCGGCGGGCCCAACGGCGGCGUGGCCAUGGUCAAGCGGACGGCGGCCCUCACGAGUAAGCAGCCGGGGACGCACGUAUGAGGUCGGCUUCACAGUGCCCAGCCAAAGUAGAGCCGCUACGCGAUAAU
This is a messenger RNA of Trichogramma pretiosum, 4128 nucleotides long. RefSeq names its product irregular chiasm C-roughest protein-like. NCBI's taxonomy places the organism in Eukaryota, Metazoa, Arthropoda, Insecta, Hymenoptera, Trichogrammatidae. Gene Ontology annotation, molecular function: cell adhesion molecule binding. Gene Ontology annotation, cellular component: cell-cell junction. The record is from RefSeq and is a predicted model, not a curated record. Gene Ontology annotation, biological process: cell-cell adhesion. Bases 1436 to 4081 code for a protein of 881 amino acids. The transcript is spliced from 13 exons.